This is a messenger RNA of Cyanistes caeruleus (blue tit), 1825 nucleotides long. The record is from RefSeq and is a predicted model, not a curated record. NCBI's taxonomy places the organism in Eukaryota, Metazoa, Chordata, Aves, Passeriformes, Paridae.
UCCCGGCCGCAGAACAGCUGCUGGCAGGGAGCCGGAUUGUGCGGGCUCCAUUGCUUUGGAGUUAACGGGAGAGCCGGAAUGUUGUCGUUUAAAUGUCUGAAGAAGGAAGGGAGCUCAGGAAAGUGGAAGUUGCCCUGAGAGACUUCUCAGUGUGAUUCAGGGGUCAGGUGUGUCCCCCUGAAAUCACUUCUAGGUCACUCCUCUUCCUAGGAAAAGGCACAGGGGAACAAAGGAGUAUUUCUGAUUAAUUAUGUUUGACUGCUGAGGAGAGAGAUCCAGAAUAUGAAGCAGGAGAACACAGAAAUGAUUCAGAAAUUAUUUUAGAUGAUUUCAAUCAAAUGUCAGUUGAAGCCAGAUGAGUUGAGAAGCCCAAAGCAAGGAAGUGCCAAGGCCAAUGGACACCAGUAACUUUUUCUGCCAGCACAGAAUGAUUGAGGAGAGUGGGAAGAGGAGGAGGACCAUGGCAGAGAAGAGGCAGCUGUUCAUGGAAAUGAGAGCCCAGAACUUCGACGUGAUCCGGCUCUCCACGUACAGAACCGCCUGCAAGCUGCGCUUCGUGCAGAAGAGGUGCAACCUUCACCUGGUUGAUAUCUGGAAUAUGAUCGAAGCCUUCCGAGACAACGGCCUUAACACCUUGGAUCACGGGGCUGAGAUCAACGUGUCCCGCCUGGAAACCAUCAUCUCCUCCAUCUACUACCAGCUCAACAAGCGCCUGCCCUCCACACACCAGAUCAGCGUGGAGCAGUCCAUCAGCCUCCUCCUCAACUUCAUGGUAGCAGCCUACGACAGCGAGGGCCGCGGGAAGCUGACGGUGUUCUCGGUGAAAGCCAUGCUGGCCACCAUGUGUGGGGGGAAGAUCCUGGACAAGCUCAGAUCUGCUCCCUUCCCCUUCCAGGACAGGAACCCCGGGGCAGCCACUGGAAUGAGCAGUGACAGAUGGAGAAGCAGAGAGCAAUUCUGCUUUAACUUUCCCAGAGGAUGUGAUAUUUUCUCUCAGAUCUCAGAUUCCAACGGGCUGAUGAUUUUCACCAAGUUUGACCAGUUCCUGAGGGAAGUGCUGAAGCUGCCCACGGCCGUGUUCGAGGGCCCCUCCUUCGGCUACACGGAGCACUCGGUGCGCACCUGCUUCCCCCAGCAGAAGAAGGUGAUGCUGAACAUGUUCCUGGACACGCUGAUGGCUGACCCUCCUCCCCAGUGCCUUGUGUGGCUGCCCCUCAUGCACAGACUCGCCCACGUUGAGAAUGUCUUCCACCCCGUGGAGUGCUCGUACUGCCACUGUGAGAGCAUGAUGGGCUUCCGGUACCGGUGCCAGCAGUGCCACAACUACCAGCUGUGCCAGAGCUGCUUCUGGAGGGGCCACGCCAGCGGCACCCACAGCAACCAGCACCAGAUGAAGGAGCACUCCUCGUGGAGAGCCAAAGCAGUGAGCAGGACCCUUGUGCAGUGACACCUGUAAAGCAUUGCUGUGACAAACACUGCAUUCCUCUCCUCCUGCCAGCUGUAAAUGCCUGGAAAACUCAGAGUUCAGGAGCUUACAGAAAUAUCUGAGCAGGGGGAUCAUCACAGCUCCAGCAGUAAUAGACAAUUUUAUGGGGAAAAACCUAUUUUAUGGCAAAAGAUUAAGCCCAACCUUUCACUUACUCAGAGAGAAGUUCAGCUGAUGAUAGGAUUAUAAUUAAUAGUUAUCUUCAUAAGGAAGAGCCAUUAAAGCAUUAAGGUUUAAUUUAGAGAAUUGGGCUGAAUACCAGGCAGGAGUUGGGAGGCAAAGGAAAAUGCAAUUGUCCUUUUUAUAACUCUGUGGGUAAUAAACUUCUGGAAUGUUUAA